AUGGCCGGAGAACAACAUAGCGAUCACAGCCGUCCCCUCGUCAACUACAACAUGGACGACGGCCCGCCAUCCCAUGAAGCGGACGUUCGGGACGGUCAUCCAUCCACCCCGUCUCCAGAGCCCCAAAACAACGGAGAUGCCUCUCACGCCCACAAUUUAGGGGCAGAGACAUUUCAUCCCAUUCCCGUUCCCGUUGAAGGAGACGCCGUAAUGAUUGCCAUGGUGAAUGCCCUCAAUCAAGCCGGUUCUAUGCUCCACCAGCAGCACGAACGAAUCACGGCCCUCGAAGCCGAACGACAAGAAGCCCGGCCCCAGCCGGUGAGUAGGAUACAACAGCGUUCGGAGCCAACGAAGAAGCGAGGACGUCGCUCUCCCGAACCCUACGCCAGCAGGGCACGCGCCCGUCGUGACGGUGGUCGAGCGAGAACAUCACCAAGGCGCGGGCACAGCCCCGACAACAACGAACUGUCUCCCUUAAGGAGCGAUGAGGAAGAUUUGCAUUGCCCCCUAUCUCGGGCAAUAAUGGAGGCCCCGCUCCCCAAAGGCAUGGAGAAACCGCCAAACCUAGCUGUGUACGACGGGACUACAGAUCCCGACGAUCACGUCGACAACGUCAACGCGAUGCUCGACUACCGCAAUGAUAUAACCGGGCACCUCAAAUGCCGACUGUUCUCAACGACCCUCAGGAAAGGGGCCAUGGCCUGGUACAAAAGCUUGGCCCCUGAGUCCAUUACGUCAUGGAGAGUCAUGAGGUCCAUGUUCACCCGGCACUUUACAGCUUCCCGUCGUCACCCCAAGACUGAGGCGACCCUUGAAGCCAUAGUGCAGAAGAAGAAUGAAACACUGCGCUCAUACAUCGAGCGAUUCAACCAGGAAGCUGUCGAGGUAGAUACCACCGAGCACAUGAAGAAGUAUCUCCUCGAGAGAGGUCUCUUACCCGGCAGUGAACUUAGCAGAGCCGUAGGGAUCGAGCCUCCCCGCACCUUAAACGAGCUCCUGCAUAAAGCCCAGGCCUACAUCAGAUACGAGGAAAAGCAGGUGGCACACAAUGCCCGCAGCGGACGUAACGCUGGGGAGACCGAGCACUCAAAACGCGAUGACACGAGCAUUUCCCGUCGCAACGGAGACAAACGAAGAGAAGAAAGACCUCGCGAGCUCCGGGAAGGAAGAGGCCCCGCGGGCAGAUAUAGCGAGUACACCUUACUGACAGCUCCUCGAGAGCGUAUCCUCGCAGAAUGUAUCAACUCUGAAUUUAAGCAGGGCAGGGUCAGGUUCCCAAAACCGUCUGCACCAAAGCCCCACACCGACAAAUCAAAGGCACCUGAAGCAGUACACGAGGAAGAACGAAGCUCCCAGACACGACGAGCCAGAGAAGAAGAGACCCCGGGAAACACACCCCCUGACAACUCUCCCUAUCAAGUGGCCCUCUGCGUGUCACGACCGGAAGAUUUCUUCCUCCCCGAACCAUUGCCCGAGGGCAAGAUCACUGCACUCAGCCCCUGGGAAGACUUCCCUACCACACUGGUGAUAUCAGGAGGAGGGACUAACGGGGAAUCCGCGGCCCUCUCCGUCAAACGUAAGUUCGACGAACUCCUACUGACUGCCCCCGAGCAGAAAGCGACAUUGACAAAAUACCGGGGAAAAUCCAACCCAAUAUCCUUCUUCCUGGAGGAACUCCCGGGCGGAUCCCCCAACUCGGCCAUCCCACUAUUGAUAAGAGCAAAGAUGGCCCGAUUCGACGUACGACGCAUCCUGGUCGACGAAGGCAGCUCAGUGGAUAUCAUGUACGUCCACCUCUUCAAGACUCUGAAGCUAGACAAGACCAACUUAGCCCCCUACGUCGGAUCAGAUCUCCAAGGAUUCAACGGAGCAACAACCAGACCGUGGGGAUAUGUUGAGCUCCUCGUCACCUUCGGCGAACAAGAAACGGCCAGGGAAGUCAAAAUCCAAUUUCUGGUCGUAGACUGUCCGUCUCUCUACAAUUGCAUCUUUGGACGCCCGACACUGGCCGAACUCACUGCGGUCCCAUCCACCGUCCACCUGAAGAUGAAAUACUACACCAAAUUGGGACGUGUGGUCACCAUCCAUGGUGACAUCGAAGCAGCCCGACGAUGCUACGACGCCGCAGUAAAAGGACAGGCCGUAGUCAGCACGAAGAGCAACUGCAACAACAAAAAGCUCAAGACCGAGGAUCCUGCCCGAGGAGUCAACGCCAUCGACCUCGACUGUCGCAUCGGGCUGGACGAGACCGAAGAGGGGAGGUUCCCCAAGGAACGCUCUCUCGAACACCCGGUCCGACCAAUCCCCGACGGGGAGUUCGAACUCAUUCCUCUUGGGGACGAUCCGGAAAGGACGGUGAAGAUAGGUAAGGGACUACCCGAGGAAACAAGAGAAGAGCUAGUAGCAUGCCUCAAAGAGAACUCCGACCUCUUCGCGUGGAAUGCCGCAGAAAUGCCCGGGCUGGACCCCGAGAUCGCGUGUCAUAAGCUAGCUGUAGACCGGGCAGCCAAGCCCAUAGCACAGCAUAGACGCAAGCAAUCGCCCGAAAAGGCAGAGGCUGCCGAGCGAGCUGUAAAAGACCUCUUAGAGGCAAAUUUUAUUUCUGAAGCCCAGUACACAACCUGCCUCUCUAAUGUAGUCCUCGUUAAGAAAAAUAAUGGAAAAUGGCGUAUGUGUGUUGAUUAUACUGAUCUUAAUAGGGCUUGCCCGAAAGAUGCUUUCCCCCUCCCUAAUAUAGACUCGCUCGUUGACAACUCUGCAGGUUUUAAACUCUUGUCCUUCAUGGACGCAUAUAGUGGAUACAACCAGAUCCCUAUGUCGCCCGCAGACAAGAAACACACAGCGUUCAUGACCCCAACGGGCAAUUACUAUUACAACGUGAUGCCGUUCGGGCUCAAGAACGCUGGCGCUACAUACCAACGCAUGAUGAACAAAGUCUUCAAGGACGAAAUAGGGGACAUGCUCGAAGUGUACAUGGACGACAUGAUCGUCAAAUCACACGAGGAGAUAACCCAUGCUCGACACCUUACGAAGGUAUUCGAGCAGGCGAGACAGUGUAAAAUGAGGUUCAACCCCGAAAAAUGCACGUUUGGAGUCCGAGCAGGCAAGUUCCUCGGUUUCUAUCUCACCGAAAGAGGGAUCGAGGCCAACCCCGACAAAUGCCGGGCAUUCUCGGAGUUUCCGACCCGAAAACCAAAAAUCGAUCCAGUCACUCAAUGGAGUGCUCGCCUCACUCUCCCGUUUCAUCGCCAAGUCCGCCCAGCACGCGUUGCCGUUCUUCAGACUCCUUCGCAAAGAGGCUACCUUCGACUGGACCGAUGA
Lathyrus oleraceus (garden pea) is the source of this 3321-nucleotide messenger RNA. RefSeq lists its product as uncharacterized. NCBI's taxonomy places the organism in Eukaryota, Viridiplantae, Streptophyta, Magnoliopsida, Fabales, Fabaceae. Bases 1 to 3321 code for a protein of 1106 amino acids. The record is from RefSeq and is a predicted model, not a curated record. The transcript has 2 exons.